Molecule: messenger RNA, 363 nt
Organism: Cryptomeria japonica (Japanese cedar)
Lineage: Eukaryota; Viridiplantae; Streptophyta; Pinopsida; Cupressales; Cupressaceae
Product: classical arabinogalactan protein 9-like
Exons: 1
Coding region: 1-363 (120 amino acids)
Source: RefSeq, a predicted model, not a curated record
AUGGUACGCAGGGUACCAUGGGGCCCCUUGCCCCGCAGGCCUGCAUCUGUCCUUGCAGGUACUACCACCCGGCACCGGCUGUUCCCUUCGGCCUCCCCGCCGCCUGUUGCUGCACCCAGCCCCUUGGCCGUCGGCCCUCCGGACCCUCCGCUGGCUCCUGGCCCCCUGCCGGCCUCCCGUCGCCGUGCCGCCCACCUACGUUGUUGGCUGCCUUACCGCUGCCCACCUGCAGUAUCGGCUAUCCAAUCGCUGUGCCGCCCACCUGCGCUGUCGGCUGCCUUACCGCCACCCAACCGCCACUUCCCUACCGGGCCCUGCCCACUUCCGCUACUGGUUGCUCGACCACCGCCGCUUGACUCUUAG